AUGGCACCGAAUCGAUUGAAUGUCUUGGUUUACACAGGUAGCGGCACAACUACCGAAUCUGUCAAGCAUGCCGUCUAUACCCUACGCCGCCUCCUGGCCCCCAACUAUGCAGUGUCCACCAUAGAUGAGAACGCCAUUCUCAAGGAGCCCUGGGGGUCAACCUGUGCCAUGCUAGCGAUUCCGGGGGGUGCCGAUCUUAAAUAUUGUCAAGUCCUGAACGGUUCCGGCAAUGAUUCAAUCUCAACCUUUGUCCGCAGGGGAGGCCGUUAUCUCGGCUUCUGUGCCGGUGGCUACUAUGGCAGUGCGCGCUGCGAGUUCGAGGUCGGAAGCAAAGAGGGCAUGGAGGUCAUUGGCUCCCGCGAGCUAGCCUUCUUUCCUGGGACCUGUCGUGGCUGCGCUUUCAAGGGCUUCAAGUAUCACAGCGAGGCUGGUGCCAUGGCUGUCAAGCUGAGAAUCAACCGUAGCGAAUUUGCGGACCAGCAGAUCACCGGACUGGCCGACACCUUCCGCAGCUACUACAACGGCGGCGGUGUGUUUGUGGACGCCGAAGCCAUGAAAUCGCAAAAUGUCCAUGUGCUUGCAAACUACGCCGAGGAUUUGGAUGUAGAUGGCGGCAGUGGAAAAGCUGCCAUUGUCCAUAUUCAGGUCAAGGAUGGUCAUGUCAUUCUGACUGGACCACAUCCUGAGUUCGACCAGGCCCAGCUGACCCCUCCAAGGCCAGAAGUCAAGGGCUACGACAAGCUCAUUCUGGAUCUUGAAGCAGAUGAGCAGGCGCGCAUUGCAUUUCUCAGGGCCGCUCUGAUCAAGACAGGGCUCGAGGUGGUUCAAGACCCGGUGGGCACUGUCCCCUCUUUGUCAAGCCUGCACCUCUCGUCUGCCAACCACCACGAAGUUGGUGACGUGCUAUACUCUUUAGGGAAUGCCCUUGCUGAGCAAUCUGAUGGAACAGACCUCGUCAAAGCGGAAAUCAAUUCGUUCCGCAUUGUAAACCCAUCUUCUACAAAAGCAUGGGACAUGUCAAGCAUAAGAAACGCCAUCAACGAUAGCGAUGUCGAAUCCGACAAACGUGGCACCGAUACCGACGAUCAGCUUAUCUUGUUUGCCCAUGAAGAUUCCUGGCCUCAACACAAGGAAACACCACAUUUUGAUCAUGAGUUGUAUUACAGCAGUCUCAGCCGCUAUAGGAGAAAGGAGCGAGAUUCUCGCGAUUGGGGAACCAUUCUCAUGUACGGAGAAGUUGUGACUAGUACAAACACUAUGCUGGAGAAGAACCCAACCAUUCUCGGAAGUAUCCCAACUGGAUUCACUUUCACUGCGACUACACAGAUUUCUAGUAGAGGCCGAGGCAGUAAUGUGUGGAUAGCGCCACCGGGAUCGCUCAUGUUUUCCAUCCUCAUCAACCACCCUGGGCACUUGAUGACCACCCGACCAAUUGUGUUCAUACAGUACCUCGCAGCUGUUGCUAUUGUGGAAGCAAUUCAAGGCUACGACAAGGGAUAUGAGAAGAUGCAAGUCAGGCUGAAGUGGCCCAAUGACAUCUACUGCCGAGACCCAACCAGGCCCGAAGGCCCACCACACUACGUCAAGAUAGGGGGCAUACUCGCAAACUGUUCGUACAGCUCAGGGAACUAUCAAAUCGUGCUCGGGGUUGGCAUCAACACGAACAACUCCCGGCCGACGACGUCGCUACGUGCACUCGCCGAGGCUGCAGGCCUGCCACCCCUGAAGCUUGAGCAACUUCUGGCCCGCAUCCUGACGCGCAUGGAGGCCAGAUACAACGGCUUCACCAUGAGAGGGUUCUCUGGUGAGCUCGAGGGCGCCUACUACCGCCACUGGCUGCAUUCUGACCAGGUGGUCACGCUCGAGGCGGAGGGCGGCGUGAGGGCCAAGGUUAGAGGGGUCACCAAGGACUGGGGGUUGCUGACGGCCGAGGAGCUGGGGCCCGGAGACAGGACUACCGGUAGGGUGUUUGCCCUGCAGAGUGACGAAAACAGCUUCGACUAUUGGAGAGGGCUUGUCAAGCGGAAGGUCUGA
This is a messenger RNA of Pyricularia pennisetigena, 2034 nucleotides long. RefSeq lists its product as uncharacterized. Gene Ontology annotation, cellular component: cytoplasm. Bases 1 to 2034 code for a protein of 677 amino acids. Gene Ontology annotation, biological process: protein modification process. The transcript is spliced from 4 exons. Lineage: Eukaryota; Fungi; Ascomycota; Sordariomycetes; Magnaporthales; Pyriculariaceae. The record is from RefSeq and is a predicted model, not a curated record. Gene Ontology annotation, molecular function: biotin--[biotin carboxyl-carrier protein] ligase activity.